Molecule: messenger RNA, 484 nt
Organism: Paramecium pentaurelia
Lineage: Eukaryota; Ciliophora; Oligohymenophorea; Peniculida; Parameciidae
Source: the annotation of a GenBank genome assembly
AUGAGCUAGGGCAAUUCUAAGUCAAAUCUUUUUAUAGAUGUUCUUCUUUUAGAUUACAUCGGCAAUUAUCAUUCUUAAUCAGAAAGCCAAGAUAUUGAUGAGAUAUUAUAAUAAUUUAUCACUUUAUUAUUUGCAGGUACAGGUACUACAGCAAUUUUAUGUUAUCAUAGCCUUUACUUUUUUGCAUUGUAUCCAGAAGCCCAAUAAGAAAUUAGAGAAAUAGUUUUUAGUGUGUGCACUGAGGAACACAUAUUGUAUGAUAAAUUGAAAUAAUUAAACAAAUUAUCCACAUUUAUUAAUGAAGUUUUAAGAUUGAGUAAACCCACUGCUAAAUUGAUACUCGAAAAUUGUAUUUAGACACAUUAAUUUAAAGAUCUUAAAAUAUAAAAGAGUACAAUUAUGUUAUUAAAUAUUAGAUUGGAUUUUCAUAAUCAACCCUUUUUUUGCAAUCAGUUUCAGAAUAACAUUUUAUAAACCCAAUUGA